UGUGUCUGUGCGUCUGUGUAACUCCAGGGCGAGGAUGCCCAAGUCCUAGAAAGGGAAGAUUUGGGGCUUGACUGCCCCCAGCCUGGCUCUCCUUCCUCUCCGUAAAGCCUCAAGGGGUGGCCAGUGGGGGCUUGGAUGCCCUCGUCCAUCUCAGCCUUCGAGAGGACUUCGUCCAUCCCGUGCCGAUUUGAUUUUCCCGAUGAGCUGCGCCCUGCCGUGGUGCGCGUCUGGUACUUCAACAGUCCCUAUCCCAAGAACUACCCCCCGGUGGUCUUCAAAUCGGACCACGUCGUCCACGAGAGCUUCCAGGGGCGAAGCCGGCUCCUCGGAGACCUGGGCCUCCGCAACUGCACCCUGCAGCUUACCCACCUCAGCCCCGAGCUCGGGGGCAAGUACUAUUUCCGGGCAGACCUGGGAGGCUACAAUCAAUACACCUUCUCCGAGCACAGCACGCUGGACAUCAUCAACACCCCCAGUAUCGUGGUGCCCCCUGAAGUCGUGGCGGGCACAGAAGUGGAGAUCAGCUGCAUGGUGCCCGACAACUGUCCUGAGCUGCACCCAACGCUGAGCUGGUUGGGCCAUGACGGCCUGGGGGCUCCGGCUGUGCUGGGCAGGAUGCGGGAGGAUGGGGGGACCUGGCUGCAGGCCUCACUGCUGCACUUCGUGCCCACUCGAGAGGCUAACGGGCACCGGCUUGGCUGCCAGGUCACCUUCCCCAACACCACCUUCCAGUUUGAGGGCUACGCCAGCCUGGACAUCAAAUACCCCCCUUUAAUUGUGGAGAUGAACACGUCUGUGGAGGCCAUCGAGGGCUCCCAGGUGAGCUUGCUCUGUGGGGCAGACAGUAACCCGACCUCUCUGCUGACCUGGAUGAGGGAUGGGGCUGUACUCAGGGAGGCUGUGGCCAGGAGCCUGGCCCUGGAGCUGGAGGACCUGACCCCUGAAGAAGAUGGCAUCUAUGCCUGCUUGGCUGAGAAUGCCUAUGGGCAAGACAACCGCACCGUGGGCCUCAGCGUCAUGUAUGCUCCCUGGAAACCUUCAGUAAAUGGAACCGUGGUGGCCGUGGAGGGCGAAGCGGUGUCCAUCCUGUGCUCCACGCAAAGCAACCCGGACCCUAUCCUCACCAUCUUCAAGGAGAAGCAGAUUCUGGCCACGGUCAUUUAUGAGAGCCAGCUGCUGCUGGAGCUGCCGGCCGUCACUGCCGAGGAUGACGGCGAGUACUGGUGUGUGGCCGAGAACCAGUAUGGCCAGAGGGCCAGCGCCUUCAACAUCUCCGUGGAGUUUGCCCCUGUGAUCCUCCUGGACUCCCACUGUGCCGCGGUGAGAGACAUGGUACAGUGCGUCUGUGCCGUCAAGUCUAACCCGGAGCCCGCCGUGGCCUUUGAGCUGCCAUCUCGAAACGUGACCGUAAAUGAGACGGAACGGGAAUUCGUGUACUCGGAACGGACAGGGCUUGUGUUUACCAGCAUCCUCACUCUUCGGGGCCAGGUGCAAGCCCCCCCCAGGGUCGUCUGCUCUGCUCGGAAUCUCUAUGGCACCAAGACCCUUGAGCUGCCCUUCCAGGGAGCCAACCGACUGAUGUGGGCAAAAAUCGGGCCAGUGGGAGCAGUAGUCGCCUUUGCCAUCCUCAUUGCCAUUGUCUGCUACAUCACCCAGACGCGCAGGAAGAAGAACAUGACUGAGAGCCCCAGCUUUGCAAGUGGGGAGAAUCCCCCUGUUCUGUUCAGCAGCGACUUCCGCAUUCCGGGGGUGCCUGAGAAAUCUGAGAGUGAGAGGCGCCUGGGCGCUGAGAGGAGGCUGCUGGGCCUUCGAGCGGAACCCCCGGAGCUGGACCUGAGCUACGCCCACGUGGAUCUGGGCAAGCGCCCCACCAAGGAUAGCUACACCCUAACAGAGGAAUUGGCUGAGUAUGCAGAGAUCCGGGUCAAGUGAGAGGCUGAGGGGCUGCCUGCCUCUUACCCUGCCCUCAGGACCCCCACCCCAGGAUCUCCCCAGCCACAGCCGAGUGUGGCGUCUAGGGCUAGCUUCUGGCUCCCCUUCCUCUCAUGGCAAAGUCAGGGGGGAAGGGAAGGGAGGGGACCUAGCGGUCUGGCCUCCCCCCAACCCCCCAUCCUCCUAGAUCCUGGUUCUGCCCUCUCCCUUCCCACAUCAUGGCUCCCCUCUAACCUCCAUCUACUUUGUUCAUCAGUCCAGAGGGGAGUUCCUGUCCCUGUUAUUUAUUACAAUGCCCCCCACCUUCUCCCUUUCUCCUCCGUGGCCCCAAGGUCUAUACAGAGGGAACACUCAAUAAAUGUCCUGGAGGCCA
Messenger RNA from Monodelphis domestica (gray short-tailed opossum), 2305 nucleotides. RefSeq names its product myelin associated glycoprotein (gene MAG). The record is from RefSeq and is a predicted model, not a curated record. NCBI's taxonomy places the organism in Eukaryota, Metazoa, Chordata, Mammalia, Didelphimorphia, Didelphidae. Gene Ontology annotation, cellular component: plasma membrane. Gene Ontology annotation, biological process: cell adhesion. Gene Ontology annotation, molecular function: sialic acid binding.